CCAUAACUCAUUAAAAAGUAGUGAAGCAAUCAUGGCAAACACAACUAACCAACCUUUGUUAGGAACUCCCAGGAAAAGAUCCACUCCUUUCAAAUUUCUGUAUGUAAUUCUUACCUUAGCAACCAUCUUAGUUGCAAUUUCUCUCAUUUCUGCCACCACAAUCAACAAGAGGCGAAAUCGAAAUGCAGUUUCAUCGAAAACCCAUCUCUGCGAUCAGGCAUAUGAUCAGUCUUCUUGUUUGGCAAUGUUGUCUGAAAUAUCGAAAUUUCCAUCUACUAGGCUGUUUCAGUCCAGCAAUCUAGCCGUACUUCAGAUGGUUCUAGCAAAAUCAUCGUCCCAGAUUGGAGAAACCAUGGAGUUUACCAGCCAUGUUAGAAGUCGGAUGAACGACAAAACAGGGGACUCUGGUUUAACAGACUGCUUGGAGUUAAUGGAUUUAUCCAUGGAUAGAAUUAAAGACUCCAUGGCAGCUCUUGGAAGAAGAAACAGUUAUUAUUUCAGUAACUCAGAUGUUCAUUCAUGGUUAGCUAGUGUUCUCACUAACCAUGUAACUUGUCUUGACGGGCUGAACAGGGCAACCCGAUUGGUAAUGGAGCCAAGGAUGAAUGAACUGAGAUCAACUGCAAGAACUUCAUUAGCUUUGUUUGUUGCAAUUUCACAACCAAAAGAACACAUUAUGGUACAGCGUUUUCCAUCGUGGAUUAGUAGUAAAGAAAGGAAGCUUUUGCAAGGUUCGGGUCAGGAUAUUAAUGCCGAUUUGGUGGUGGCAAAAGAUGGUAGUGGGAAUUACACAACUGUACAAGCAGCAGUUGAUGCAGCUCCCAAGAAUUCCCAGACUCGUUAUGUGAUUUAUGUGAAGCAAGGAACUUAUUCAGAACAAGUAAACAUUGCCAAAAACCAGAAGAAUUUGAUGUUGGUUGGUGAUGGAAUGAAUUCAACUAUUAUUACAGGAAGUUUGAAUGUAGUUGAUGGAUCAACAACCUUCAGAUCAGCAACUGUUGCUGCUGUUGGGGAUGGAUUCAUAGCACAAGAUUUAUGUUUCCAGAACACCGCCGGACCGGAGAAACAUCAGGCCGUCGCACUUCGGGUCGGAGCCGACAAAUCCGUGAUAAAUCGGUGCAAAAUCGAUGCUUUCCAAGACACCCUUUACGCCCACAGCCUCCGCCAAUUCUACAGAGAUUGCUACGUCACCGGCACCGUGGAUUUCAUCUUUGGAGACGCUGCCGUGGUAUUGCAAAACUGCCAGCUCGUGGCCCGAUUGCCCAUGAGCAACCAGCAGAACAUGGUGACGGCCCAAGGAAGAACCGACCCGAAUUCAAACACGGGAACAUCUAUCCAAAACUGUAACAUAACAGCGAGCUCGGACCUGGAACCAGUGAUUGGAUCAAUCAAGACGUUUUUGGGCCGGCCAUGGAAAGAGUACUCGAGGACUGUUGUGAUGGAAUCCAGCAUCGGUGAUGUGAUUGAUCCAGCAGGGUGGGCACCUUGGAAUGGUGAUUUAGGGUUGUCAACUUUGUAUUAUGGUGAGUAUAUGAACACUGGGCCUGGAGCUGGAACAAGCCAGAGAGUGAAUUGGACUGGUUAUCAUAUCAUUACUAGUCCAGAAGAGGCAAGUCAAUUCACUGUGGCUCAGUUUAUUCAAGGCAACCAAUGGCUGCAAAAUACAGGUGUCACUUACAAUGAAGGGCUCUGAAUUUAUAGUUCAGUACUUCAUUCAUUGUCCCUUCCAUCCAGACAGCCAGUUCUCAAAUGUAGUUUUGCUGCUGUGUGUAUUUUGUAUGUACUACUGAUGUUUCAUUUCCAAGUUCCAGAGUUACAUACUUUUGAGGUCCAUAAAUAAAAUAAUACUCUUAAAAAUACAAUAAAAGAAACAGUAUAGUUGGUUACGGAAACAAUCAUACAGCGGUGGUAAAGAUCUCGUCUAAAUUCUUGAGGCAUGUGGUUGGUUAAGCAAUUCUAUAGAGAGUUAGACACUUGUGUCACAAAACGAAAAUUCUAUGUAUACAUAUCUAUAGUACUUAAUUAAAGCAAGA
Molecule: messenger RNA, 2033 nt
Organism: Oldenlandia corymbosa var. corymbosa
Lineage: Eukaryota; Viridiplantae; Streptophyta; Magnoliopsida; Gentianales; Rubiaceae
Source: the annotation of a GenBank genome assembly